Molecule: messenger RNA, 1419 nt
Organism: Purpureocillium lilacinum
Lineage: Eukaryota; Fungi; Ascomycota; Sordariomycetes; Hypocreales; Ophiocordycipitaceae
Product: methionine aminopeptidase 2
Biological process (GO): proteolysis
Cellular component (GO): cytoplasm
Molecular function (GO): metalloaminopeptidase activity
Source: RefSeq, a predicted model, not a curated record
AUGGGUUCCAAAACUCCGGACGAUGAGCGACACAUGUAUCAGGACCGUGACAGUCCGUUCACCGCCAAAUCCAGUGGCAUUGGCGGCGAGAAGCGAGGCGCGCACCUCUCGAGAGAUGGGGACGGCUGUAUGGCAGGCGACGGCGGAACGAACGAUGAUGACGACGACGACGAGGAGGAGGCCGCCAAGGCCACUGCCGCCCUAGAUUUUGUCAACGUUGGCUCUGCUGAUGCAAGCAAGAAGAAGAAACGCAAGCGACCCAAGAGGAAGAACAAGGCGGCUGUGCUGAAGCAAUCGUCGCCUCCCAAGGUUGCUCUCGCUGACCUGUUCCCUUCCGGUGAAUAUCCCGAGGGCGAAAAGCUGAGCUAUGGCUCUGCUUUUGGAACGACAGCCAGGGUAAAAGCCCCCGAAUUACGUCGCGGCGGACAUCGACCUCUCGAGGACAGCACGGUGCUCAACGACUACCGCAAGGCUGCCGAGGUCCAUCGCCAGGUGCGGCAAUGGGUCCAGCAAACUGUCAAGCCCGGCCAGACACUCACAGAAAUUGCCACCGGGAUCGAGGACAGUGUCCGAGCGCUCUUAGGCAAUCCUGGCCUUGAGCCUGGUGAAAGCCUCAAAGCGGGGUUGGGAUUCCCAACAGGGCUCGCCCUGAACAACUGUGUCGCGCACUACACCCCGAACCCUGGCCAAAAGGACAUUGUUCUGCAGCACGAGGAUGUGAUGAAGGUCGACUUUGGCGUUCACAUCAAUGGCUGGAUUGUGGACAGUGCAUUCACCAUGUCUUUUGACCCGACGUACGACAAUCUCCUCGCUGCCGUUCGCGAUGCGACCAACACGGGCAUCAAGAACGCAGGGAUUGAUGUUCGUAUCAGCGACGUCAGUGCCGCCAUUCAGGAAGCCAUGGAAAGCUACGAGGUCGAGAUUCGUGGCAAAUUGUUUCCCGUCAAGCCCGUGCGAGACCUCUGUGGACAUGACAUCAAGCGGUAUCGCAUCCAUGGCGAGAAGACGAUUCCGUUUGUCAAAAACUCGAACCAAACCAAGAUGGAAGAGGGAGAGGUGUUUGCCAUCGAGACAUUCGGAAGCACAGGACGUGGCGUCACCAGAACUGGCGAUGGCAUCUACGGGUAUGGGCUGAGCUACGAUGCCCCGAGGCAGGUAGCCUUACCCCUCAACUCCGCCAAUCGCCUCUACAAGACCAUCAGGGAGAAUUUUGACACCAUUGUAUUCUGCCGCCGAUACCUCGAUCGCCUCGGCUGCGACCGUUAUCUCGCAGGCCUCAAUUGUCUGGUGUCGAAGGGCAUACUGGAGCCCCAUCAGCCGUUGAUGGAUAUUCCUGGGUCGUACUCUGCCCAGUUCGAGCAUACAAUCCUGCUGCGGGAAUCGCACAAAGAGGUCAUCAGUCGAGGUGACGACUACUAA